AGUCCACUCUCGUUUUCAGCAAUCCGGAUCGUCGAUGGACAUCUGGAACCGAGCUCGCUCCUUCGCGGAGGAAGCGGCCAAGAAAUCUCAGGAGCUCAGGCAGACAAUCGCCGCCGCCAACCUCUCCGACGUCGUCUCCGAGGCCUCCAAGCGCUCCAAGGAGCUCGCCUCCGAGGCUCUCAAGCGCGCUGAUCAGAUCACCGCUCAGAUCCCCCCCGCCGCCGCCGCCAUCACCAAUCUCGUCGACUCCGCCUCCUCCAAGCCAGGCAUUGACGCCGCCGAUCUCGAAAAGUAUGGGGUCACUGAUGAGCUGAGGGAGUUUGUCAAGGAAAUUACCAUCAACACCUUCCAGGAUUUCCCGCUUGAAGAUGACUCACAGGUGUCUGAUGUUCCUACGGUUUCAAAUAUCCAACAGGAUCUCACGGAGUGGCAAGAAAAGCAUGCAAAGCUUGUUCUAUUAACUGUGAAGGAAGUUUCAAAGUUAAGGUAUCAGCUGUGCCCACGAGAGAUGAAAGAAAGGAAAUUCUGGAGAAUCUACUUCCUUCUAGUUAACAGCCAUGUUGCUCCAUACGAACAACGUUACCAUGAUGAUGUAAAGAUUAAAACUGCUGAAAAGGUGAAAGAUGCUGAAGUGAAGGAAGUUUCAUCAGGUGAAACAUCAUCUAAAACAGCAGAUGAGACUGCUAAACCUAAAAGCAAUAAUUUGGAGAAAAAAGCUUCUGAGCAAGAUUUAGAUGCAUUUCUUCUUGGAGAUCUUGAGGAUGGUGAUGACGGUCCAGAUGAUGGAGACAACAAUGACUUUGAUGAUGAUUUUUGAUGGGAUACCGCUUGGAAAAUGGGAAAGGACAGCCAAAAGACAAGUAGGUGACAAAGACAACGACAACGAUGAUCGUAGUUUUGAGGUCCAGAAGAAAGCAGUGUUCAUGUUAUGGGAAAAAAAUAGGCAUCAGGAUGCUGCAAUUAGCUACAGAACAAUCCAAUUAGCAAUCGUAAAUUCUAUUUUCCCUACUUAUAUUGACAUUCUGGGAUUUUUUUUACUAUUCGAAUUUAGUGAAAGGAUGUGUGGCGGAUGAUGGGAAUAUGUUGGAUAUAGAACUUUCAAUUCUUUGUGUUAUCUUUCGUUUUUCUGAACAUUAACAUUGGCAUAUAUUCGUAAAAUUUUGUGUUCGUAAUAUGAAUCUUGAAAAAUAAUUUUAUUUUUGUCAA
Messenger RNA from Salvia splendens (bonfire salvia), 1206 nucleotides. RefSeq lists its product as uncharacterized. The transcript has 6 exons. Lineage: Eukaryota; Viridiplantae; Streptophyta; Magnoliopsida; Lamiales; Lamiaceae. The record is from RefSeq and is a predicted model, not a curated record. Bases 35 to 817 code for a protein of 260 amino acids.